AUGCAAGACCAAGACCUCACACUCCCCGCGUCGUUGGAAGCGGGCGGUUGGGAUCCGGGUCCGAACCGGAGAUCGCACCUGCAAAGAUGCGAGAACAAGUCGCGGAAAUCACUGGCAGCGAGCCCCAGUGACGCAGUGGCAGACGCCCACAAUCCCGAGUCUCGGUGCUUGGCACAUCGGCUACGGUCGAUCACAGCCAAUGGGAAGCCGGGUCGUCCUGCACACCAGCCAGCAAUUCCCUCUGUUCCAGAGCCCACAAGCCUGGGACCCCUCAAGGGUGGAGCACACACGCCCCCAACCGACCCAGCCCACACCAGCCCGGUGCCCAGAGCGGCGCACACACACGCUGGACUUCUGGAGGGCCGGGCCAGGGCCCCAGCAGCCCCCCCCCCCGGCGGUCAGCUGUGGUUGGCGGCGAGCGCUACAAGGGGACUCGAGGCCUUUGGCCGCAAAGUAACCUCCACGGCCAGCCAGCUGAUCUCUACUACCCGAGACCCGACCUCGAAUCGCCAGUAUAAGAGCGCCAUGAGUGAGGUCACCAAGCAUCUGCGCAAGCCUGAUGUGCAGCGCAGCAUAUUUGCCGCUGCCCGCACGACACCCACCGACCUUGUGCGCUCGCGGCUAUCGACGAAGGAGAUCCAGUCCCGUGCGCUGUCCUACCUUCCGGAUGAGCUGCUCAAGAACAUCCCUGAGAGCAACCAUCAGUACUCGUUGUUCCAGGGCUUCCAGGCCAGCUUUCCAGAGUUCACUGAGGAGGGCAAGAAACACAUGCGGCGAGUUUCCCGCGGGAGAAAGCUGCUUGAUGACGGGCCCUCCCCUCCUGAAGGCACCCCUGAGGCCCUCCAAAAGCUGCGGAAAGAUAAGGCGGCCCUGGCGCACCAGCUAGAGCUGCUUAGCAUCCGGAAGAACAUGGCAAGCUGCGAGAUCCGCGAGAUUGAUGCCAAGAUAGAGAAUCUGAAGGGCAUGCGUCAAAUUGUCCUUGACCGGCUCGCGAACUUGGAAAAGGACGAGGCAUUACUUGAGCAUGAGAUCGUUGAGCUCGAAAACAAGAUUGAGGAGGCGCAGGAGAUGGCAGCCGAGGCUGAGUCUGUUGCGAUGCGCACACCGACCAAGUCGGAUGAAGAUGGAUCAUCACAGACGGACUCUGCUCCUGGGUUUAUGUCGCAAUCCAUCUAUGAGAAGCUGCCGGCGGUUCAGAACAAGCGGAAGCCACGGAGUAUCCGCCGCAAGGCCACGGCAAUCCUCCACGAGCAUUUCAAGCCAGGAACCUCGAUUCGCACGAUGCGGGCACACCAUGACAUCAUCACGGCUCUUGACUUCGACGCGCCCUUUGGCUUGAUGGUUUCUGCGGCGAUGGACGAUUCGGUUCGUGUCUGGGAUUUGAACGCGGGCCGCUGUAUCGGCGUGCUGGAAGGCCACACUGCCUCGGUGCGGGCUCUGCAGGUCGAGGAUAACAUCCUUGCGACAGGUUCUAUGGAUGCCACAAUCCGGCUCUGGGACCUUAGCAAGGCACACUACGACCCGCAGGGCAGCGAGUUUGGCAAGGCCGAUGAGGAUGACGAUGAUGCGGCGAUCGCGUUCGAGAACCCGGAUGACCAGCCGGUCGAGCCGCCGCCGGGUAGCAUGGCUGACUGCCCGCUCUACACGCUGCAGGCGCACCUGGAUGAGAUCACGGCGCUGCACUUCCGUGGCGACGUGCUCGUUUCCGGAUCAGCCGAUAAGACGCUGCGCCAGUGGGAUCUGGAGCGGGGCCGGUGUGUGCAGACGCUGGACGUUAUGUGGGCCGCCGCCCAGGCGUCAGCGUUGUCGGCCACGGUCGACACGUGGCGGCACACAAGCCGCCCGCACGAUGCGUCGGCAGACUUUGUCGGCGCCCUUCAGGUGUUUGAAUCGGCGCUCGCGUGUGGUACUGCCGAUGGCAUGGUCCGGCUGUGGGAUCUUCGCAGUGGACAGGUGCAUCGCAGCCUGGUUGGGCACACUGGCCCAGUGACGUGUCUGCAGUUCGACGAUGUGCAUCUGGUGACGGGUAGCUUGGAUAGGAGCAUCCGGAUCUGGGAUCUCCGCACAGGGUCAAUUUUCGACGCUUAUGCGUACGACCAUCCCAUCACCAGCAUGAUGUUUGACGCCCGGCGCAUCGUCUGCGCCGCUGGCGAGGACGUGGUCAAGGUCUACGACAAGGUCGAAGGCCGUCACUGGGACUGCGGCGCGGGAGUCACCGACACGGAGGACGGUAGGACCCCGGCAAUCGUGGAGCGUGUGCGUAUCCGCGAUGGGUACAUGAUUGAAGGCAGACGGGACGGCAUGGUUGGCGUCUGGACUUGUUAA
Thermochaetoides thermophila DSM 1495 is the source of this 2325-nucleotide messenger RNA. RefSeq lists its product as uncharacterized. Gene Ontology annotation, biological process: negative regulation of transcription by RNA polymerase II. The record is from RefSeq and is a predicted model, not a curated record. NCBI's taxonomy places the organism in Eukaryota, Fungi, Ascomycota, Sordariomycetes, Sordariales, Chaetomiaceae. Gene Ontology annotation, molecular function: protein binding. The transcript is spliced from 4 exons. Bases 1 to 2325 code for a protein of 774 amino acids. Gene Ontology annotation, cellular component: transcription repressor complex; nucleus.